Molecule: messenger RNA, 1255 nt
Organism: Mytilus trossulus (common blue mussel)
Lineage: Eukaryota; Metazoa; Mollusca; Bivalvia; Mytilida; Mytilidae
Exons: 6
Coding region: 38-1099 (353 amino acids)
Source: RefSeq, a predicted model, not a curated record
AUUUCACGUUUCAUUCCCCUUUACAUAAUUUCCCCCGAUGAAAUCGGAUUGUCCACACACACAUACAAGAAAACGGCAUCACAAUGAAUCUGACGAAGAGUCUGACUGUGAACUCAAUUCGAGUGGAUCAAGCUGUAAAUCUCAAAAGAUGACAACAAUUCCUCGUGACACAAGCAAGUGGAAUUCUUAUAUACUGGACAGGCUUCAUCUAAGUUGGGAUGAUGCGCCAAAAAAUCAUGAAGAGUUGCUGGACAUUUGUACAGCUGUUCCACCUCUUAAUGUAGAAUUAAAACAAGCAGCUGAUUAUAUAUCUGAAAAAAUAAACAUUGACUUCUCUUUUGAACAGUUAAAAGUAAUGUCACAUGCAGAUCUUGAUUCAAUUGGACGCGAACUUGGUGAUAUUAAAAGUCAUCUUCAAAAACUUGCAACAGCAGGGACUUAUUCGCAGUUAAAACUGAAUGUUCAUACUCAUGGACAAAGUUUUGUGGAAGCUGUAAAGAAACUAAUCUAUUUUGUAAGUGUGGAAGAAGCUUCAUAUGAAUCACUGUUUGUUCCAGUGUUGAGAGAAUUUUGCAAAGCUUGCAGUUUCUUAGGAUGUGAUGGUAUUAAAAAAGAAUUUAUCAUAGAGGGAUGUCCUGUCGCUGCAUUCCCCGACUUGGAAUUCCAAGCAAUAAAAAUUCCAUUUGGUUCUUUACAGGGCUAUGCUACUGUUUCUACUGCAGAGUUAGAAGAAUGUGAUGACUCAAGGGAUGAUUUGCACACAAGACUUAACCCAGAACAAGGAGAAUUUGUUGGCUCUAAGUUUCAACCUUGGGAUAUAAAAGGUGCAGCUCAGCAUGCAGGUCAGCUGUUGCUGGAAGUUAAAGGAUCGGCUUUUAAGCCAUGUAGUUUUGGAAUGAUAUUAGUUGGAUCAAAGAUCAUAAUGACAUGUCUUGAAGUCAGUCCAUAUUAUUUAAAUCAUAUAGGAGAGCGAUUGAGAGAAGAGGACAAAGGAAAGCUGUACUACUCAAACAUGUUUGACAUUUUUAAGGCUGACGAUCGAAAGAUUUUGGUCAAAGCGUUCCUCAGAUUAGCACAAGCUCAGUCAGUAAUGAUUUAAAUUAAACUGAUAAUGAGUUGUGUGAUAUAAAGAAGGACAUCUAUUGUGUUGGCAUACUGAAUAACAGAAACUGUGAAUAUAGUUUAAUGGAGAAGUGAAAAUAUUUCCCUGCAAUGUUGUUUUAUAAUUUAAACUAACAUACAGUUUUGACAAAUG